Molecule: messenger RNA, 1115 nt
Organism: Aplysia californica (California sea hare)
Lineage: Eukaryota; Metazoa; Mollusca; Gastropoda; Aplysiida; Aplysiidae
Product: multicystatin
Exons: 8
Coding region: 148-855 (235 amino acids)
Molecular function (GO): cysteine-type endopeptidase inhibitor activity
Source: RefSeq, a predicted model, not a curated record
UUUGUACCCCCUGUCCUCCGUGAACCAGUCAGUUCAGGUAGGCUACAUGACGUAUUAAACACAAACUGUCUACACACGCCACACAACCUUCACUUCACGGAGCCUGCUGACCUUUUUCCCUUGUCAAGACUGUCCAGAUUAGACAAAAUGUUUGUUGUGUUGUUGAUCGCCACAGUCCUACCCUUCGCAUGCCAGGCGGGUCUGGCGGGUGGCAAGCAUGACAUCCCAUUGUCAGAGAUCAAGACUGAUGCCCCGGAGAUCCUGUUCGCCGUGACCUCCAUCAACGGUUUCUACGCCAAACAGGGAGACAACGACCAGAGAACUCUGGUCAAAGUGGUCAAAGCACAGUCGCAGGUGGUUGCUGGCGUACUUUACGACUACACACUUGACGUGAAAUCAAAUGGAGGAGAGGAGCUGUGUGAGGUUAGCGUGUGGUCCAGGCCCUGGUUGACUGGUGACGAGGCCAUGCAGGUUUCUAAAGGCCCCAGCUGCAAACAAGUGCAACAAGAUACCUCCAAGCUGAUUCUGGGCGGGGAACAGCUGGCAGACCCCCAGAGCACUGAGAUCCAAAAUGCCCUGUCCUUUGCUGUGGAUCAAAUGAACGCCCAGGAGAAUUAUCUGUACCUCCGGAAAGCUCAGACUAUGGACAAAGUUACUUCCCAGGUUGUGUCUGGUUUCAUGUAUCACUUCCGGGGCGUACAAAUGGCGGCCACAGACUGCCCCAAGGGAAGCAACCAGUCCCUGGACACUUGCAACGUGAGCUCACCAGGCAAUGUGCGUGUGUGUGACUUUGAUGUCUGGUGGCAGUCCUGGAUGACCCCCGAGUACAAGCUCUCAAAGAUGAGCUGCAAGUAAAAAGAGCGACUCGGUGGCCAGAAGCGAAAGUACUACUCUUUCAGAUGCCAGACUGAGGUGGUAAAAGUUGGCUGAUUGUAUCCACAGAAGGAAAUAUCUGCGAACGUUUUGUUAACAAGCCAUUGGCUUUGCCUAACAUUGUUAUCUCUCGUCUUUUGAUAUCAUGAACACUUUGUGAUAACUUCAGCAUGAAAAAAAUGUUUUUUUUUCUUUUUUUAAACAAAAUGCUAAUAAACUUUGUCACUGACCACAGCUAUAAA